CAUGGCUCAGCUGCCCAAUGAUUCCUGGCACAAUGACUCCUCCCUGAUCUUCACCGGCCUGGACCUGCUCCUGGAGCUGAAGCCGCUCUUCAUCCCGCUCUACGCCACGCUGGUGACGGUGGCGUGCAUCGGGAACCUCUUCCUCAUCCUCCUCAUCGCCCUCACCAAGAAGCUGCACUGCACCACCAACUUCCUGAUCGGGAACCUGGCGGUGGCCGACUUCGUCAUGUGCCUGGCCUGUGUCCCCCUGACCGCCUCCUACGCCUUCGAGGAGCGGGGCUGGCUCUUCGGCAUGUUCAUGUGCCACUUUGUCACCCUGCUGCAGGCUGCCACCGUCUUCGUGUCGGUGCUGUCCCUCACGGCCAUCGCCAUCGACCGCUACGUGGUGGUGGCGUACCCGAUCCGCCGGCGGAUCAGCCGCAGGGCCUGCCUCGGCCUCGUGGCUUGCAUUUGGCUGCUGUCCAUCGUGGCCUCGGUGCCCACCUCGCUGCACACCCACUACCUGGACCUCAACGCCAUCGGCCACGACAUGAUCAUCUGCGAGGAGUUCUGGAAGCACGAGGAGAGGGAGCGGCUGCUGUACUCGUGCCUGAUGCUGCUGCUCUCCUACAUGCUCCCGCUGCUGGCCGUGUCCGUCUCCUUCUGCGCCAUCACCUACCACCUGCGCAGGAGGAACGUGCCGGGCGCUGCCCACCACUGCCACGACAAGUGGACCAGGACCAAGCACAAGACUUUCCGGGUGCUCACCAUCUCCGUGGUCUGCUGGCUGCCUCUGCAGGUGGUCAACUUCAUCCGGGACAUCGACGAGGAGUUCACCAUCCUGGACAAGAGGUACGUCAAUGUCAUCCAGGUCUCGUGCCACCUGAUCGCCAUGAGCUCUGCCUGCUACAACCCCUUCAUCUACGCCUCCCUCCACGACAAGUUCUGGUUCCACCUCAGCAGCUACUUCUACCGUAAGAAGCAGAGCUCCAGGACCAUGUCCUGCAAGACUUCCCGCUUCAACACCUGCUCCACCCUGGCAGAUGCUCCCACCGGGGCCUCGGACAAGAUAGCUCUGCAAUCCAGGUUACCUUAGC
This is a messenger RNA of Sturnus vulgaris (Common starling), 1076 nucleotides long. Its product is annotated as prolactin-releasing peptide receptor-like. Gene Ontology annotation, cellular component: plasma membrane; neuron projection. Gene Ontology annotation, biological process: G protein-coupled receptor signaling pathway. The record is from RefSeq and is a predicted model, not a curated record. Gene Ontology annotation, molecular function: neuropeptide binding; neuropeptide Y receptor activity. Lineage: Eukaryota; Metazoa; Chordata; Aves; Passeriformes; Sturnidae.